Tarenaya hassleriana is the source of this 1234-nucleotide messenger RNA. Its product is annotated as probable membrane-associated kinase regulator 1. The transcript has a single exon. Gene Ontology annotation, cellular component: plasma membrane. The record is from RefSeq and is a predicted model, not a curated record. Gene Ontology annotation, molecular function: kinase inhibitor activity. NCBI's taxonomy places the organism in Eukaryota, Viridiplantae, Streptophyta, Magnoliopsida, Brassicales, Cleomaceae. The coding region runs from base 90 to 1106 and encodes 338 amino acids.
CUCUGUGGCUGCAGUCUCUAUAAUAAAUUACACAUGCAUAAUUUACAUCAGAAGCCAAUAAGGCCGUAGAGAGAGAGAGAGAGAGAGAGAUGAGACGCGAAACGCGUCGGCCACCGUCGCCGCCGGCGAAGAAGCAGUCGCAGUCGUCGCCGCCGUCUCCGUCGUCAUCGUCGUCGGAGUUCGAAUUCAGCGUCUCGAUCUCGCCGAGAAAAGCCUCCACUUCUCUCUGCCCAGCCGACGAGCUCUUCUACAAGGGCCAGCUUCUCCCUCUCCAGCUCUCGCCACGUCGCUCGCUCGUCCGUACACUCUGCUCGUCUGAAUCUUAUUAUUCUUCAUCCUCUUCCUCCGCCGCGCGUGACUCCACCGGCUCCUCAUCCUCCACCGACUCUACUGCCUCUUUCCCGCUGCUCCUCCACGCGCCGCCGCACGACGGCUGCGACUCCUCCCGGCCAAGCUCCGUCACCGACGAUGAUUUCUUCAAGUUGCCACCGAAGAAGAACCCUAAGUCAUCUGCUUUCUCUCUCUCCAGAUUCUCUUCUGUUUUCAAGAAAGACCCCAAGAACGCCACUCACUCCUCCUCCGCCGCCGCCACCACCGCCACCGCAGCUCCCUCUCCGGUGAAGAGGAUGAGCUCCACCGCGAAGGAAGUCAUACGCAAGUACUUGAAAAAAGUCAAGCCCUUGUACGAGAAGCUUUCUCAUAAACAGCAGCAGCAGCAGCAACAGGGUCUCAAGCUGAAAACAGAGAUGCUGUCACUCAAAGACAUUGAUUUCCCGCGUAAAAAAGAUUCCGGCGUCCGUGGACCCGCCAUAUCCGCCGCCGUCACCGGCGGUUUGUCGAUGACGUUCUCCGGGAAUCUGAAGUACCCAAGACGUGGACGUUGCGCUGCGAGCUGCCCAUCGUCGAUGAGGUCGUCACCGAGCCACUCCGGCGUGCUCUCUCGGAGCGGUUUUCCGGUGGAGGAAUCUGGAGGAGGAAGAGCCAGCGGCGGAGGAAGUAGCAUGUCUUCAAUGGAAGAAUUGCAGAGUGCUAUUCAAGGAGCCAUUGCACAUUGCAAGAACUCGAUGUUGCAGAAGAACAAAAGCAUGGUUAGUCUCGAGAUCUAGGGCUCCAAAUUCAACCUUUUUUUUUCUCCUUAGUAUAUUUAAUCAAAAACCCACGACUCAGAAUUCAGAUAAUGGUCCGUUUUUUCCAUCAACAUACACCGUUUUCAAAUUUAAAAAAAAAGGAUAAA